UUGGGUCGAUUCGGGACCAAACUGGCCAGCACCCUGUUUCAACGCCAGCACGAGGUGUUGGCGAUCGACGCCGAUGAGCAGAAGGUGCAGGCGAUGCUGGGUCAGGUGACCUAUGCCGUGGAAGCCGAUGCGACCAAUGAAACGGCGUUGCGUGAUUUGGGCGUGGCGGAUAUGGAUGUGUGCAUCGUCGCGUUGGGCAGCCAGAUUCAGUCGAGCAUCAUCACGACCAUGCUGCUUAAAACGAUGGGAGUGCCGUUCGUCAUCGCCCGAGCAACUGAUGCGCAGCACAGCGAAAUCUUGCACCGAAUUGGCGCCGACAAGGUAAUAUUCCCGGAAGAAGAGGCCGCAGUGCGCGCCGCCAGCCUGAAUAUGACGCCCAAUGCGAUAGAGUACAUGGACAUUACCGAAUCCACCGGGGUGCACAAGCUGCGGCCACCGGAACGGAUGCGGGGGCGACGGCUGCGGGAUGUUGGACUGGCGCAGGAUUCCACCAACCCACGCCUGGCGGUGAUGGUGUUGCGUCGCGCCAACGAAUAUAUUCUGAACCCCCAGGAUGACGAAGUAAUCGCCGACGGGGACGUGCUUGUGGUGGUGGGAAGCCAUGCGGAGAUCGAACGGGCAUUUGCCCGUUAG
Geodia barretti is the source of this 633-nucleotide messenger RNA. The record is from the annotation of a GenBank genome assembly. Lineage: Eukaryota; Metazoa; Porifera; Demospongiae; Tetractinellida; Geodiidae.